GUCACUCAGUCAGCUGGCGCUGAAGUGAACGAUCGACUCGUCUAAAACGUUAGGAGUUUGAGCCAGAUUUGGCUUCGUCUUAGCCCACUUUAACGCUAGCAUGGUGAAGGAACUUAUCGAGACGGAUGUCGUCGUCAUCGGAGCAGGGAUAAGUGGUUUGUGUGCUGCCAAGCUCCUCCAUGAGACUGGAUUGGAUGUUCAAGUUCUGGAGGCCAGGGACAGGGUUGGAGGAAGGACCUUUACUGCCAGGGACCCCAGUUAUGGGUAUGUUGACUUGGGAGGAGCGUAUGUGGGCCCCACACAGGACAGAAUCCUGCGCAUUGCAAAGGAACUGGACUUGAAACUCUACAAGGUCAAUGAAAAGGAGAGAAUAGUGAGCUACUUCAAGGGAGUACAGCGAGCUGUUAGCAACCCUGAUGACCCCUCGUCCCUGUCAAGCAACCCACUGGACCUUUUUGAUGUAAACAGCUGCUUGCUGAAAAUAGAGGAUUUCUCCAAACAGGUCCCACCUGACGCUCCCUGGAAAGCACCAAGGGCUAAAGAAUGGGACAGUAUGACAGUCAAGGAGUUCAUGGACAAGGAGUGCUGGACAAGCCGAGCCAGGACCCUGGUAGGUCUGAUUGUGGCUGCCAUCUACUGCUGUGAGCCCCACGAGAUCUCGUUCCUGUUCUUCCUGACCUACCUGGCUUCUGGGCAGGGCCUCAGGAGAAUGCUCAGCACCACUAAUGGAGCUCAGGAGAACAAAUUUGUGGGUGGUUCUAUGCAAGUGAGUGAGAAGAUUGCAGCGUUGCUUGGAAACAGAGUUGUUCUGUCCAGCCCUGUCAUGAGGAUAGAACAGGAGGAGACAGUUACCAUGGUGACCACACACAGUGGACAGCAGUACAGAGCCAAAUACGUCAUCAGUGCUGUACCACCACCCCUUCUGCACAGAAUCCUAUUUGAACCUCCACUUCCGGACUUGAAAAUACAGAUGGUACAGAGGAUGCCCAUGGGAUCUAUCAUCAAAACCAUCACAUACUACAAAACAGCAUUCUGGAAGGAGAAAGGUUUUUGUGGUUCAGCAAUGUCGGACAAGGGGCCGAUCAAUGCAUGCUUUGAUGACACAAAACCAGACGGCACCCAUCCUGCAAUCAUGGGUUUCAUCUUGUCUACACAUGCCAGAGAACUGUGUGAGAUGUCCACUGAGCAAAGGAAACAGGCAGUGUCUGAACACUAUGCGGAAGUUUUCCAGUGUCCAGAGUUCCUUCAUCCUGUGAACUAUGUAGAACAGAACUGGAUGGCGGAAACCUUUUCCGGGGGCUGCUAUGUCGCUACUUUAGGACCUGGAGUGCUGACCAGCUUUGGCAGAGAGCUACGUAAGCCCUUUGGCUGUGUGUACUUUGCUGGUUCAGAGACUGCUGUGAAGUGGGGAGGGUACAUGGAUGGGGCUGUGGAGGCUGGAGAAAGAGCUGCAAGAGAGAUUUUGCAUGCCAUGGGAAAGAUAUCUGCAGACCAGAUCUGGCAGGAGGAACCUCCCAGCAUUGACGUCCCGCCCACCCCCGUUAGAGUCGAUCCACUGGAGAAAUACCUCCCGUCCGUUCCACAGCUGCUGUAUUUCCUGUUGGCCUUUGUUGUGCUGCUGGUGGCUGUACUGUGUGUCUAUCUGGUGUAA
Branchiostoma floridae (Florida lancelet) is the source of this 1651-nucleotide messenger RNA. RefSeq names its product amine oxidase [flavin-containing] B-like. Gene Ontology annotation, molecular function: oxidoreductase activity. Lineage: Eukaryota; Metazoa; Chordata; Leptocardii; Amphioxiformes; Branchiostomatidae. The transcript is spliced from 14 exons. The record is from RefSeq and is a predicted model, not a curated record. Bases 101 to 1651 code for a protein of 516 amino acids.